GUGACCCGGCGGCAGGGCCCGGUCGUUAUGGGCGACACGGCGGCGGGGUGCGGUUCGGCGCCGCCCGAGCUGUUGCUCGAGGCCGAGGUGCGCCUGCUCGAGUGCAAGGUGUGCUUCGAGCGGUUCGGCGCCCGCCAGCAGCGGCGCCCGCGCAACCUGCCGUGCGGCCACGUGCUGUGCCUGGCCUGCGUCGCCGCCCUGGCGCACCCGCGCUCUCUGGCGCUCGAGUGCCCGUUCUGCCGACGGGCUUGCCGCGCGUGCGACACCAGCGACUGCCUGCCCGUGCUGCACCUCCUAGAGCUGCUGGGCGCCCCCGGGCCUCCGGGCCUCGCCGCGCCCGCCGCCGCCCCCCGGGCCCUCGCCUGCCACCAGGCCUUCGGCGGCUGGGGGACCCUGGUGAACCCCACGGGGCUGGCGCUGUGCCCCGAGACCGGCCGGGUCGUGGUGGUGCACGACGGCCGGAGGCGGGUGAAGGUCUUCGACUCUGGAGGGGGCGUAUGCGCGCACCAGUUCGGAGAGAAGGGGCACGCGGCGCAGGACGUUCGGUACGCGCUGGACGUCGCCGUCACCUCCGACUGCCACGUGGUUGUGACCGACGCCGGUGACCGCUCUGUCAAAGUGUUUGACUUUUUGGGCCAGGUCCGGCUUGUCAUUGGAGGCCAGUUCUCCUUACCUUGGGGCGUGGAGGCCACACCUCAGAACGGGGUCCUGGUCACUGAUGCCGAGGCGGGGUCCCUGCACCUCGUGGAAGCGGACUUCCCCGAAGGGGUCCUGCGGAGAAACGAAAGGCUGCACGCUCAUCUGUGCAGCCCCCGGGGGGUGGCCGUGUCGUGGCUCAGCGGGGCCAUCGCCGUCCUGGAGCACCCCCUGUCCCCGGGGACCCGGCCCUGCAGCACCAGGGUGAAAGUGUUCAGCGCGGACAUGCAGCUUCUCAGCCAGGUGGACACCUUCGGGCUGAGCCUCUUCUUUCCCUCCCCAAUAACUGUCUCCGCUGUGACCUUUGAUCGGCUGGGGAACGUGAUUGUGGCCGAUACCUCCGGCCCAGCCAUCCUCUGCUUAGGAAAACCCGAGGAUUUCCCAGUGCUGAAGCCCGUGGUCACCCAGGGGCUGGCCCACCCUGUGGCACUGGCCUUCACCAAGGAGAAUUCACUGCUUGUGCUGGACACUGCGUCCCAUUCUGUAAAAGUCUACAAGGUCAAUCAGGGGUGACGGAGUGCUGGGAACCCGGGCUGGAGUCAGAAGUCCUGGUGCUGUCACUAGUGAAUUGUCACUUAACUUCUCCAUGCAGGCAGAGAUAAUAGUGACCGCUUGGCAGCAUUACAAAGGUUGGGGCAAUUAUUCAAGAGAAAUCAUUAAAGCCACCAUUUAUUGAAAAUAUUUUCCCCAUGCUAAGAAAUUUUCGAGUGUUAGCUCAUUUAAUUCUUAAUAACAAGUGAGGUAAUUAUUAUUUAUCCCACUUUAGAGUUGAAAAACAUCUAAAGAGCUUAAGUGACUUUCCCAUGGUCACCUUUGCUUAGCGUGACAGUCACAAUGUAAGUGCAAUAACUCCAACUCCUUGCUGUUAAAUGAGAUAGAUAUGGGGGGGAAUGUGUGAAGAUAAAUUGUUGCUGUGUGCACUCCCUUUACAAGUAGCUAGUUAUUUUAGUUUGAUGCACAAAGAACAGGGUCUUUAUAGAGAGUUCAUGGGGGUUUGUAGUGGGCGUCAGUUGAGUUGGGUUUACAACUCCUUAGAUGAUAGACUGGAUGAAGUUACUAUUGAUCCUGAUUACUUGAAUAAGAAAACAAUGGAACUGCUGAUUGAAAGAGUGUUCGUAUCCUUUUGGUUCAGUGUAUGUGUCACCUCUUCUACAGACACUCAGGAAAUAGGCCACUUGGGUUGGUUAAGGCGGGCAGAACACUACAAACUAUUGUCCAGGCUGAUGAUGCUCCUGUUACAUCUCUAUGUUAAUAAGGGCAUAAGUUGCUACAAUAGUAGAGUCCUGGCAGAAAUGACUGCUUGCCAUUCUAUAAUUGAAGGUGGAAUUUUUCUCUGUACAAUUUAAAUUUGUCCCAUGAUGUAAACACUGUACUCAAUAAACAGUUCUCUAUCCUUUCAGGCCCCUGGGAUGACCACAAACUUCUUGAAUUGAAGGGUGACCUUA
Messenger RNA from Heterocephalus glaber (naked mole-rat), 2141 nucleotides. RefSeq names its product NHL repeat containing E3 ubiquitin protein ligase 1 (gene Nhlrc1). Gene Ontology annotation, biological process: protein polyubiquitination; proteasome-mediated ubiquitin-dependent protein catabolic process. Gene Ontology annotation, cellular component: nucleus. Gene Ontology annotation, molecular function: ubiquitin protein ligase activity; protein binding. NCBI's taxonomy places the organism in Eukaryota, Metazoa, Chordata, Mammalia, Rodentia, Bathyergidae. The record is from RefSeq and is a predicted model, not a curated record.